GUCUGGAGCAAAAAAAAAAACAAACCAAACCAAACCCAGGCAUUUGCUCUCACCUGUCUCCAAAACCAAAGCAAAACCUCGCGGCCAAGCCUGCUGCCAGCGUUGUGGAACAGAAGGCACCAAAGCCAGCGCUUAACCUAAGGGGAAGAAAUCCAGCUUGCAACUUUUCUCGAAGAAAACGAGAAGGCGCGAGGAAGAAAAAGAGCAUUUAAAAAGAGAAAAAAGAAGGGGACAUCGAGGAAGAUUUGAUUUUUGGAUUUGGCACCAAACUUUGGGAAAGUUUAUUAUUAUUAUUAUUAUUAUUAUUACUCCGUGCAUAUUUUUUUCCCCCCGCUAAGAACACUGAGGCGUCGCUACCGGUCUGCAAAAGCUUUUCUCCUUAAACACGCAUGCAUUUAAAAAAGGAAGACGACCGAGAGGAGCAAUAGCAUGCGGACCACCUGGUAGAGGAGCAGCCACCGAGGCACCGCCGGCGGCACGGGGGGACGCGGACCCUUGGAUGCCCGUCACCUGGAGGGGCCGCGGCUUGUCCCCAGCCGCCUUAUGAGAUAGCAAAGCGGCCGAGGAGCCACCGAGACCCUCCUCAGUCCCCUCGCCCCUCUUCGCAGAGCUCCCGCAGCGCCGAGGGGCGAUGGGGACGCGCGGAGCCUGAGGCCGGGCCGCCGCGGGGGGCUGUCAGCUUCCAGCGCUUCCCUGCCUGCCGGGGCUCUCCGUCCAUGUGCCCGCAGCCGGCGGGGCCUGAAGCCGGGAUGAAUUUCGGCGUGCUCUUGGCGUUCGUCCUCUCCCUGCCCCUGGCCCGCCUGGAGGGGGACCCGAUACCCGAAGACAUUUAUGAGAUUUUGGGUGGCAGCUCAGUGCGCUCCAUCAGCGACCUCCAGCGUGCCCUGCGGAUAGACUCCGUAGAGGAGGACAGCUCCAGCCUGGACCUGAAUGCAACUCAUCCCGGUCAAAACCCUGCAUCCCUGGCUCGAGAGAGACGAAGCCUGGAUGCUCUGGCAGCGGCAGAGCCAGCUGUCCUCGCGGAGUGCAAGACGCGGGCGGUGGUCUUCGAAAUCUCCCGCACCAUGGUGGACAGCACCAACGCCAACUUCGUGGUGUGGCCGCCCUGCGUGGAGGUGCAGCGCUGCUCCGGCUGCUGCAACAACCGCAACGUGCAGUGUCGCCCCACGCAGAUCCGCGUCCGGCACGUCCAGGUGAACAAGAUCGAAUUUGUCCAGAAGAAGCCAAAAUUCAAAAAAGUCGUCGUGCCUUUGGAGGAUCACGUGCAGUGCCGGUGUGAAGCGGUGUCCCGCCAGCCCCCCAGGAGCAGCCGGCCAGCGCCACGCGAGCAGAAACGCCUGUCACCGUCGUUCACCACAGCCGCAGUCUCGCAGAGGAAGCGGGUACGCCGGCCGCCAGCACAGAAGAGAAAACACAAGAAGUACAAGCAUGUCAACGAUAAGAAAGUGCUGAAAGAAAUCCUCGUAGCAUAGAAGUGCUGGCAGGGGAGAGAGAGCACAAAGCAGGUUUAUUUAAUAUAUUUGCUGUAUUGCCCCCAUGGGGUCCUUGGAGUGAUAACUUUUCCUCUUGGUCCGUCUGCCUCGACGACUGAUUCAGGCGGCAAAUGGUGCUUCCCUUUCCAUCAGUGGACCUUCUCCCACCAAAGCCUCUCCCUCCUUUCAUUUAUUAACGACAUAAAUUUUUAGAAAAAGAAAAAAGAAAAAAAAAGACAAGCACAGCGCAUAUAUAUAUAAAUAUAUAUAUAUGAGAAAAGAACAAAGUACAAAGCAAACCGUGAUCCCCGACAGCCACGACACGCGACGAGGACAGGACAAUGCCUCCCCUGCUCCAGAGGACGGGAUGGAAAAUGUGAAAAGGAAAGUGGGUCCAAUUUCUUCCGAGGGGAGGAGAAAAACAAACGGGCGGAGGGAGGCAGGGGCAUAUUCCUCCUUCUCCUUGUGUUUCUGGUAAGGCUGGGGGGCCCGGCGGAGAUCCACACUUGCACUGGACCUACGUUUUGCAAGCAGGCAUAUCUCAAACUGCGAGCGGCGGCCGACGAUGGAAAAUGCACUAAGGACUUUUAUUGCCCUACCUGGACAGAUAUAUAUUUUUAACGUGCGUGCGUAUAUUUUAUUUUAAAAAAGAAAAAAGAAAAACCAAAACCACUAAAAUACACAACAUCUCGGGGAACAGAA
This is a messenger RNA of Oxyura jamaicensis (ruddy duck), 2174 nucleotides long. It is a transcript of the gene PDGFB, whose product is annotated as platelet derived growth factor subunit B. The record is from RefSeq and is a predicted model, not a curated record. Gene Ontology annotation, biological process: positive regulation of cell migration; positive regulation of phosphatidylinositol 3-kinase/protein kinase B signal transduction; positive regulation of ERK1 and ERK2 cascade. The transcript is spliced from 7 exons. NCBI's taxonomy places the organism in Eukaryota, Metazoa, Chordata, Aves, Anseriformes, Anatidae. Gene Ontology annotation, cellular component: membrane. Bases 717 to 1472 code for a protein of 251 amino acids. Gene Ontology annotation, molecular function: growth factor activity; platelet-derived growth factor receptor binding.